This is a messenger RNA of Anopheles moucheti, 618 nucleotides long. RefSeq lists its product as uncharacterized. The record is from RefSeq and is a predicted model, not a curated record. NCBI's taxonomy places the organism in Eukaryota, Metazoa, Arthropoda, Insecta, Diptera, Culicidae. The transcript is spliced from 2 exons. Bases 82 to 546 code for a protein of 154 amino acids.
AAAUCAUAACAAAAUCGCAUCACAACAUUGUGUAAUUUUGGCCAAUUCGCAACCAAAAAGAACCCAAAACUAGGUUUUAUUAUGGCACAAAUCAUAGCGGCCCGUAGAUUAGCAGCGUUGCUUAAAAGCACACAUCGUUCCCAGCUUCUGCCGGUAUCAGCAAAUAUCUCCUACAGUGUUUCUCAUUGGAAACAGGAAAAUCCGAAAGAGGAGAUCAAUAACGAACCCAUCAAAUACUUCGGAAGUCAAGCGUCUCGCUGGACGGCACAACGCAGCCGGGAGGGACCCAAAGGGCAAGAUAUGCCUUGGUUUCAGCCGUAUGUGGUAAACUUUAGUGUAGCGAUAUUUCUAAUUUAUUUUUGCGUUCUACGAGAAGAGAACGACAUUGACGAAGGUUUAGGGCGAUCACUGUUCGAGCAUGUGCCCGGUUUGGAGGAAAAACAGCUCAUAGUCAGUUACCAUUACCACAAGGAAAAUGGUCUAUCAACGCUUGAUAUUGAGAACAGGAUGAAAGAGUUGGGCAUGAACUUUGGAAGUGCUAAUUAGAAGACUGCUGCUGUUGGAUGUGGAUUCCGUGUUGUGUAUCAUAAUAUAGCCUUUAGCGUAAUGAAGAAAAAU